CUUCUCGGCGCCCUCUACUCGAGUCAAUCGUCAGGCACGCCCAUCGACUGGCCAGCCUACAUGGUCGCGUUGAGCUUCAUCUGGGUGACGCACCUGCAAACACAUUACAACAACGAGUAUUUUGAUCUGCAAGCCGAUCUCGCCAACGACACGCCAACUAAGUGGACAGGAGGAUCCAGGGUCCUCGUCGAUGGAUUACUUCCUACCUGGUCGGCCCUUGCCGCGUCCGUCACGUUGACCGUCUUCGGCAUCUUGUCAGUGUGGGGAGCCAAAUGGGACUCCCAACCCGUCGUGUACAUUGCCAUCGCCAUUAUGACCCUAGCGUGGAGCUACACCUCCCCGCCUGUGAGGUUGCACUACCAUUCAUUAGGAGAGCUGACCGUCGCAACGGUGUUGACUGUCUUGACGCCAUUGUUCGGAUUCGCGACGCAGCCUGGUACUGGAAAGACUUGGGAAACUUUCACCAUGCCUUCCUCCUUGCCCUAUCUCCUCGCCAUCCUCGCCAUCCAGCAAUGGGCUCGCAUGGUCGUCAUGAACAUCCCGGACGUCGAAGGCGACCUCCGCGUAAGCAAGAUCACCUUCGCCGCGCGCAUCGGUGUCCGCAACGCCGCCAACAUCUACUACGCCGUGCAAGUCCUCACGCCCUUCCUUGCUCUCAUCUUCCUGCCAUGGCCACUGUCAUGCGCGUUCCUGUCGCUAUCGCUGUACGGCCUCAAGGCCGCGAAGAAAGUUAAGCUAGCUUGCAACAGCGGGUCCUGGAACCAUAUCGACGAGACGGUCAGCAUUCCAUUUGAAGCGACGGGCCAUUGUGCGGGCACGGCCUUGGCGUGCACCACUGCUAUGAUCUUACUGUCAUUGGCCGGCAGUAAGGCUGGUUUGUGAAAACAUCACUACUACUAGAAACGUUCGGCCAGGACUUUUGCAGGGAAGUCCCUCCCCUUGCCCUCGCCGGCCGAUAGAUACACCAUUUUAGCACCCACUUACCGGAAACCCGCCGUCAUCCGCGUUUCCUCAAUCUCUUCAUGUAAUAUUCCUUUUUAAUGUGCUCAUAAUCUACCCGUGAACGUAACUUGAGAAGUGAGUCUUCGAAGUGUGCUGGCUUAUCCGUAGUACGCUGUCAUU
This is a messenger RNA of Fimicolochytrium jonesii, 1122 nucleotides long. RefSeq names its product UbiA prenyltransferase family-domain-containing protein. The coding region runs from base 61 to 882 and encodes 273 amino acids. Lineage: Eukaryota; Fungi; Chytridiomycota; Chytridiomycetes; Spizellomycetales; Powellomycetaceae. Gene Ontology annotation, molecular function: prenyltransferase activity. The record is from RefSeq and is a predicted model, not a curated record. Gene Ontology annotation, biological process: menaquinone biosynthetic process; vitamin K biosynthetic process. The transcript has 2 exons. Gene Ontology annotation, cellular component: membrane.